CCUGCGUACUAUCCCACCGACAUGGCGCUGGCGAAGUCCGUCUACAAUCUUCUCUUCAGGAGAACGUCUACCUUCGCUAUAACCAUCAUGGUUGGAGCGGUCUUCUUUGAACGACUAUUCGACCAAGGUGGCGAUGCCAUUUUUGAGCAGAUGAAUCGCGGGAAACUGUGGAAACACAUCCAACACAACUACCAGGACAAAGACGAGGAAUAGGACGGGGUCCCGGGGUUAUCUAAGGCUGAAGUGCAACUGUUGUCACACUUCCUUUAUCCAUUCUCCCUGGUCUCCACACCUGAAACAAGCAUCAGUCACCAUGGACAAUGUGCUCAAAGUCAUGCCCAGGCUGGCAGCGGCUCCCAGAGGACCUGUGGGAACGGAUUGACUGUCCAGACCACCAUGAAGAUGGAGCAAUGGUUCCUUGCCCCCUCCCCACCUGUUGUUAUUUGUUAUGCCUUCAUUGUCCUAAAAGAUUGUAAAUGGUUAAAUUAAACAUGUAUUAAUGUCUUACAGA
Molecule: messenger RNA, 511 nt
Organism: Chelmon rostratus (copperband butterflyfish)
Lineage: Eukaryota; Metazoa; Chordata; Actinopteri; Chaetodontiformes; Chaetodontidae
Gene: uqcr10
Product: cytochrome b-c1 complex subunit 9
Exons: 2
Coding region: 22-213 (63 amino acids)
Biological process (GO): mitochondrial electron transport, ubiquinol to cytochrome c
Source: RefSeq, a predicted model, not a curated record